UGCUGAGCGGUUGAUAUUUCUCGACUGGGGUAUCACUACUAGCGGAUAAUCGGCAUGUUCGGCGUUCUUAGUAUGUUUCUAUUUCUAUUUGAUUUGGAUGGUUCUUGUUGCUUGAAAAAUACCACCCAAUACCGUUCUGCCAGGUUCUGCCAGCACUUUCAUCCACCUUGAUUCAAGACUAUCCUGUCAUAACACUGUCAGCUGACUGCGCCUACUGCAUGCCACGUACCUUGAUCACUGCUCGCACCAGAUGCGACUAGACUCGAUUUGUUCGUGGUUCUCAAUUGGGUGCCAGCCAAUACUUAAUCGAUGACCCGCGAAGAAGAGAGUUGUCAGCCCUUCCCACUGUUCUUUUUUUUGAACGAUGUUUCCUCUCAGCGAUGCAAAAUUGGAAACAGCUGAUGCCUCCUCUAGCACACCCAGCCAUGCCCGUGAUCUCGAGAGGAGAUUGCUAAGGAAGCUUGAUUUGCGCAUGUCUAUAACCGUGCUUUUAUAUGCCCUGAACUACAUCGACAGAUCGAAUGUUGGUAGUGCACGGUUGGGAGGUUUCGAGAAAGACCUGCACCUGCAGGGGACUCAAUUUGCGACGGUCUUGUCCAUCAUGUAUGUGGGAUUCAUUAUCAUGCAGGUGCCAUCGAAUAUGAUUCUGCACUGGUUGGAGAGACCUUCUAUUCUGAUUCCUUGUAGUAUGGCGUUAUGGGGCGUAGUAUCAGCAUUAACAGGGAUCACAAAGAAUUAUACGGGGGUUCUUCUCGUACGUUCAUUGCUUGGUUUUGCCGAAGGACCCUUCUUCCCCGGCAUCAUAUUUCAUAUAUCUGGAUGGUACAAGCGAGACGAGCUCGCCGUGCGAACGACUCUCGUUACUUGUGGAGGUGUGCUCAGCGCUGGAUUCGGAGCCUUGAUUGCAUCCGGUAUACUUUCAGGCAUGCAGGGAAAACUUGGUCAAGCUGCGUGGAGAUGGUUGUUUUACAUCGAGGGCGGCGCCACCAUUCUAGUCGCGAUUUGUGCAAUGUUCAUUCUUCCUGAUUUCCCGCACAACACCAGAUGGCUCACUCCGGAGGAAAGAGCACUUGCUAUUUCUCGCCUUGCAGAAGAUGGCCAGGGAAGAGCUGACGAGCUUGGGAAACAGACGACCGUGCAAGGACUGCGGGAUGCUGUGUCCGACUGGAAGGUGUGGUGGUUUUCAGUCGCGCUCACUGUCAGUUAUGUGGCGCUGUCAUUCAGCGUUUACUUCCCAACGAUCGUCGCGACUCUGGGAUACGAUACGACGAUAACUUUGCUGCUCGCCGCUCCUCCAUGGGUAUUGUCCACGAUAGUUGCAUUUGUUAUGUCAAGGUACUCUGACAAGAAGAGAAAGCGUUUUAUAUUCAUUUGUUUAUCAAAUGCACUCACUGCCCUUGGAUUCAUCAUAUCCAUCUGUACGAUGAACACGGUUGCGCGCUACGUUUCGGUGUUCCUGAUGGCUCAAAUCGCCGGAGGACAAAUAAUACUCUGGGGGUGGGUCAACAACACUUUUACCAGAGAACCUGCCAAGCGGGCUGUUGCCAUCGCUAUAAUUAGUGGAUUUUCUGCGAUAGGGAACAUCAUUGGAUCGUACGUCUGGCCGCUUCAAUGGGGCCCGACAUAUCGUUAUUCCUCUGCGAUCUGCUUGGGAGCACUCGGGGUGUCGACGACCAUGUUUGGUAUGAUGUAUUUGCAUUUGAAGCGUUUGAAUGAGCGGAUUGAGAGGAACGAGCGGGAUGGGAAGGAUAUUGAUAUCAGUCACAUUGGUUUUAGAUAUCUGCUUUAGUCUGUGAUUAUUGCGGCCUUCACUCAUGUAGCUAGGGAAUGGAGAAUACUUAGAACAGCUUCUUAGUA
Molecule: messenger RNA, 1857 nt
Organism: Suillus clintonianus
Lineage: Eukaryota; Fungi; Basidiomycota; Agaricomycetes; Boletales; Suillaceae
Product: major facilitator superfamily domain-containing protein
Exons: 10
Coding region: 365-1789 (474 amino acids)
Biological process (GO): transmembrane transport
Cellular component (GO): membrane
Molecular function (GO): transmembrane transporter activity
Source: RefSeq, a predicted model, not a curated record